AUGGCCCCAAACAUAGACAAAGAAGCGGAGCAUCUCCGAAACAAAGCCAAAAAGGAGCUCCUCGGAUUGCUAGAAGGCGUUCGUGGCAAGAAGAACCUGGUCAUCGGAAAGGAUCUCACUGGGCUCCUCAGCCUUUUUAUUCAGUUUCCAACCCUGAAAGAAUAUGGUGUGGAUAAAGUCUUCGAACUCGAAAAUGGCAACACCGACUCGUCACAAAGAAAUGUCGUGUACCUUGUCCAUGGAGAGAGGGCUAGCUUGGUCCAAGCAGUAGCAGAUCAAAUAAAGAAACUUCAGAGGAAUGGUUCGGUCGAGCACGAAAUCUCCGUAUGCUGGGUACCAAGGAGAACUCUCGUGUCGAACAGAAUUCUGGAGGAUGAGGGCAUUCUGGGAGAUGUAAAUGUCUCGGAGCUCCCCAUAUAUUUCCUGCCUUUGGAAGACGACAUGCUCUCGUUAGAGCUGGACGAGUCAUUCAAUGACCUGUAUCUACGACACGACCCUUCUCCACUAUUUCUUGCGUCGAAAGCCCUGAUGCAAAUUCAACAGCGACAUGGGCUUUUCCCGCGGAUUCUAGGAAAGGGGGACAACGCCAGGCAACUUGCAAACCUCCUACUCCGAGGGAGAAAGGAGCUCGAUGCCGACGAAGCUGCGACGCAAUACACCAGCAUGCCGAGUACCUCGAUCGAGCAGCUUAUUAUAAUCGAUCGGGAGGUCGAUUUCGCCACAGCGUUGUUGACCCAGCUGACAUACGAGGGCUUGAUUGAUGAAUUGAUUGGCAUCAAGCACAACCGGGCGGAAGUUGAUUCGGCCGUGGUCGGCGCGGCUCCUCAGCAGCGAGUGCAGACCAGUUCUUCCUCGACAUCUCCACCCCCCGCCGUCCGUCAAGGUCUCAAGCGCAGGAUCCAGUUAGACUCGUCCGACUCGCUGUAUGAACAGUUGCGUUCCUCCAACUUCGCCUUGAUCGGGCCUCAUUUGAACAAAAUAGCGAGACGUCUAGAAUCAGAUUACGAAGGUCGCCAUUCUGCUCGCGGCAUCAACGAGCUGCGAGAUUUCGUCAACAAAUUGCCGGGGUUUCAACAGGAGCACCAAUCCCUGGCCAUUCACACUAAUCUUGCAGAUGACAUGAGCAAGCACACGCGCUCGGAGACCUUCAAUCGCGAACUGGAAGUACAGCAGAACAUCGCAGCCGGGACAGACCCAAUCUACCAACACGACACUAUUGAGGAGCUGAUUGCCCGAAAUGCUCCCUUGCCCACCAUCCUCCGACUUCUCUGCCUCGAAUCUACGAUAGCUGGGGGUUUGCGUCCCAAGGACUUGGAGUCGUUCCGGCGCCAAAUCCUGCACGCCUACGGCUUCCAACAUCUGCUGACACUCGACAAGUUACAGACCAUGGAACUCCUUCAGCCCCGCUCGUCCAGUUCAGCAUUACUCCUCCCAGUUGGGGGCGCCGGGGCCACGUCUGAAAAGGGCACGAAAACCAACUACGGCUACCUGCGCAAGGAACUGAGGCUGAUUGUGGAUGAGUAUAACGAACAAGAUCCCGAGGACAUUGCAUACGUGUAUUCUGGAUACGCGCCGCUAAGCAUUCGCAUCGUGCAGUGCAUCUUACAGAAACAAUAUCUUCAAACCCUGCACAAGUCACCAUUGCCCCUGACGCCCUCUAGUACAGGAUGGACGGGCUUUGAAGACAUCUUGAAGUCUGUCAGGGGGCCAACUUUCAAUAUCGCACAAAAAGCAGCAGAUGACAAGGCAGCCAGGGCGAAAGCUGCGCUUGCGGGCACGGGAAAUUGGAAGACUCUCUUUGUUAUGUUUGUGGGAGGCAUUACCUUCACAGAGAUCGCGGCAUUGAGAUUCAUCGGGCGGAAGCUGGCAGAGGCAGGACAGAGGAAGAAAAUCGUCAUUUGUACCACAGGCAUCAUUAGUGGGAGGAGUAUUAUGGAAGGCGUGAUUGAGAGAUCCACUCUAGGGUCAGGAAUCGUCGCAGCCUGA
Molecule: messenger RNA, 1986 nt
Organism: Fonsecaea erecta
Lineage: Eukaryota; Fungi; Ascomycota; Eurotiomycetes; Chaetothyriales; Herpotrichiellaceae
Exons: 4
Coding region: 1-1986 (661 amino acids)
Biological process (GO): intracellular protein transport; vesicle-mediated transport
Cellular component (GO): fungal-type vacuole; CORVET complex
Source: RefSeq, a predicted model, not a curated record